AUGAAAUCAAUAUUAAUUUUUCUGUAUUUUGCUGCUUUAUCAACAGCAAUUUUGACAAUUGAAGAUCAAGAUAUCAGAGAUGUCGAAAAAUGGAUUCAAGAUUUGCAAACCAAUAUUCAGAAUCAAGAAAGCAUUGACAUAUUUUUCCACCCAUUUUUCACUUUUUCAGGAUGCAAAAAAAUUUAUUUUUUAAACGAGAGUUUGAAAUACGCCAAAAAACAAAGAAAUGCGCAAGUUAUCAAUAUCAAGAAAAACGGUAAAGGUCGUCUGGAAAUUCGUAUCAUUGUAGAAGUUCAAGGCAAAAAUCGUGUUGUUUUGGUGUCAGCACAAAAAUUGAACGGGCAAUAUGUAUUUUUUGACGGCAGAUCUUUAGAUUGUUCAUAA
Molecule: messenger RNA, 384 nt
Organism: Caenorhabditis angaria
Lineage: Eukaryota; Metazoa; Nematoda; Chromadorea; Rhabditida; Rhabditidae
Source: the annotation of a GenBank genome assembly